Westerdykella ornata is the source of this 2957-nucleotide messenger RNA. Its product is annotated as urease. Gene Ontology annotation, molecular function: nickel cation binding; urease activity. The transcript has 7 exons. Bases 87 to 2606 code for a protein of 839 amino acids. The record is from RefSeq and is a predicted model, not a curated record. Gene Ontology annotation, biological process: urea catabolic process. Lineage: Eukaryota; Fungi; Ascomycota; Dothideomycetes; Pleosporales; Sporormiaceae. Gene Ontology annotation, cellular component: urease complex.
GUCCUCCACACUUCCAUGAGGCACGUUUCUUUUGUGCGCUUAAACGGUCCGAUAGUUUACGAGCGACACCAACUCUUCCGUCAAAGAUGGAGCUCUGUCCCAAGGAACUUGACAAGCUUGUCAUAUCGCAGCUUGGCUUGCUCGCCCAGCGACGACUUGCUCGAGGCGUCAAACUGAACCAUGCGGAGGCUACUGCGCUCAUCGCGAACAAUCUCCAAGAACUUAUUCGCGAUGGAAACCACACAGUCGCGGAUCUCAUGGCGAUUGGCAAGACGAUGCUGGGUCGCCGCCACGUCUUGCCCUCCGUCGUCUCGUCGCUGGCCGAGUUGAUGGUCGAGGGCACGUUUCCCUCUGGGACGUACCUUGUGACAGUGCACCACCCUAUCUGCACCGAUGAUGGUGACCUGCAGAAAGCAUUGUAUGGCUCCUUCCUCCCUGUACCUUCGAACGAUAUAUUCCCUCUUCCGGAAGCGAGUGUAUAUGAGAGCAAGAAUCAGCCUGGCGCGGUAGUGGCUGUCAAGGGGGAGGCGGGCAGAAUCAAGUUGAAUGAGGGAAGGAAGAGAAUCAGGCUUACAGUCAAGAGCAUGGGCGACCGGCCAAUUCAGGUUGGUUCGCAUUACCACUUCGUCGAGACGAAUCCCCAACUGCAGUUCGAUCGCGUACGAGCGCAUGGAUACCGCCUCGACAUCCCAGCAGGCACAUCGGUACGCUUCGAACCAGGCGACACCAGGACCGUCACGUUGGUGCAAAUUGCUGGGAACAAGGUCAUCAAGGGCGGAAACAGGAUCGCAUCCGGCUUCAUUGAAGACGCCUCCAUCGCCUCAGACAUCCUGGAGAAGUUGGCGGCUGGCGGAUUCUUGCACGCACCGGAACCCUUAGGUGAUAUGGCCCACAUUGAUAUUUGCACGAUGGAGCGGCAGGCAUAUAUCAGCAUGUUUGGCCCCACGACAGGCGACCUUGUCAGACUAGGAGCCACGGAUCUGUGGAUCAAGGUUGAGAGGGAUAUGACCAAGUAUGGUGACGAGUGCUCUUUCGGAGGAGGUAAAACCCUAAGAGACGGCAUGGGGCAGGCGGCAGGAGUAUCGGAUACUGAAUGCUUGGACACCGUCAUCACGAAUGCUUUGAUUGUGGACUGGAGCGGCAUCUACAAGGCGGAUAUCGGAAUCAAGAACGGCAACAUCGUAGGGAUUGGCAAAGCGGGAAACCCGGAUGUUAUGGACGGAGUGGACCCGAACAUGAUUGUCGGAAGCUGCACGGAUGCGAUUGCAGGAGAAGGCAGCAUCGUCACUGCGGGUGGCCUCGAUACGCAUAUCCACCUCAUCUGCCCUCAGCAAGCGUACGAGGCUAUUGCGUCUGGCAUCACAACGAUGCUGGGAGGUGGGACGGGACCAAGCACCGGCUCCAACGCAACCACCUGCACCCCAGGCAAAACACACAUCAAGCAAAUGCUCCAAGCCGUCGACUCCCUGCCCCUCAACUACGGCAUCACAGGCAAAGGCAACGACGCCGAACGGCUUCCCCUCCAAGAACAAGCCGAAGCCGGCGCAUGCGGCCUCAAACUGCACGAAGACUGGGGCAGCACCCCGGCCGCCAUCGACGCCUGCCUCUCCGUCUGCGACGAAUACGACAUCCAGACCUUGAUCCACACGGACACGCUCAACGAAUCCGGCUUCGUCGAGCAGACGAUCCAGGCCUUCAAAAACCGAACCAUCCACACGUACCACACCGAAGGCGCCGGCGGCGGCCACGCCCCGGACAUCAUCAGCGUCGUCGAGCACGACAAUGUGCUCCCCUCGUCGACGAACCCAACCCGCCCCUACACGCGCAACACGCUCGACGAACACCUCGACAUGCUCAUGGUCUGCCACCACCUCUCCAAGAACAUCCCCGAGGACGUCGCCUUUGCCGAAUCGCGCAUCCGCGCCGAGACCAUCGCCGCCGAGGACGUCCUGCACGACCUCGGCGCCAUCUCCAUGAUGUCGUCGGACUCGCAGGCCAUGGGUCGAUGCGGCGAGGUCAUCUUGCGGACGUGGAACACCGCGCACAAGAAUAAGGUGCAGCGGGGCACCCUGAAGGAGGAUGAAGGCACGGGCGCGGAUAACUUUAGGGUGAAGCGGUACAUUGCAAAGUACACGAUCAAUCCGGCGAUUGCGCAGGGCAUGGCGCACGUGAUUGGCAGCGUCGAGGUGGGCAAGGUGGCGGACCUGGUGCUGUGGAGUCCGGCGAACUUUGGCGUCAAGCCCAAGUUGGUGGUCAAGAGUGGGUUUUGCGCCUGGGCGCAGAUGGGCGACCCCAACGCUUCCAUCCCCACCGUCGAACCCGUCAUCAUGCGUCCCAUGUUCGCGCCCCUCGUACCCCAGAGCAGCAUCACCUUUGUGUCGCAGGCCUCCAUCGCCUCGGGCGCCAUCGCCUCGUACGGCCUGAGGAAACGCAUUGAGCCUGUCAGGAAUUGCAGGAACAUUGGGAAGAAGGACAUGAAGCUCAACGACACGCGGCCGCGGAUGAAGGUCGAUCCCGAGACGUACAGGGUCGAGGCCGAUGGAAUGUGGUGUACAGCCGAGCCGGCGGAGACGCUGCCGUUGACGCAGGCGUAUUUUGUGUACUAGGCUGAGUACUUUUCUAGGGUUGGGUAGUGGCCCUGUUAUAAUUCGAUGAGGAUGGAAGUUUCUUGCUUGGAAGUUUGUGGACCUGCUGUCUGUCUCUCGACCAUAAUAAGCCUUAACGAUGGUCUUUGGCCCUGGAGUAGAGAUUGCGUCCCAUUUCUCCAGAGCUUCGACUCGCUGCCCAUGACUAGGCGCUUUUCCAAAACUCUCACUUGGGAAAGGGUCUCCCGGCCAUCUCUCCCCGCUUUGCGAUGGACAGACCUCCCCAGCUCUGCACGUCUAACACAUGCAUGCACAGAAUAAACCAAACCAGGCCACAUAUUCUAGGAAAUAAUCGGAGAUUCGGACCUUUUC